GGGGGGGGGGGGUCUAAGAGGCUUGCAGAAAAAACAAAUUGAGUUCGAACGACAAUCCAACAUACGACAUAGGGAAGAGAUUGAAAAGUUGAAAGAAUCAUUCAUGUCCAAGCUUGAAGAAUUAUCAACCAAGAUGGCACAUAUGCAAGCUAACUUUGAUAGUCAUUCUAGCUUUGGCAGCCAUUCUAGAGUCAAUACAAUAGAAGUUGAGGCCCCAAUUGACACUGCUCCAGAAGUUGAGGCACCGAUGGACACUACUCCAGAUGUUGACGCACCAAUUGACACUACUCCAGAAGUUGAGGUACUGAUGGACCCUACUCCAGGAGUUGAGGCACCUGUUGACACUAGUACUUUGUAUGAGACACCUACACCUUCACCUUCUAUUCAUCCUGAGCCACUAAAGAAAGAUGUUAAGUGAAAAUUAUACAUUGAGCAAGGUGGUGAUGUUGUGGCUCUUGGACGGGUGGUGGCUACCAAAGGCAAUGUACAUGGGAAAAGUUUAGCACCUGGUAACUAUCGCAUGGUUGUUGAUAGAUUUCUAGAUGGGAGUGCAAAACUACCUGUCUCAGUUGGGGAUGAGAUGACUCUUGUGGUUCAUGCGGUCAAUAGUUAUGUUGCUUGGCCAUCGCAUCUGAUCAUUACUUAUGACAU
This is a messenger RNA of Humulus lupulus (European hop), 651 nucleotides long. RefSeq lists its product as uncharacterized. The coding region runs from base 104 to 418 and encodes 104 amino acids. The record is from RefSeq and is a predicted model, not a curated record. Lineage: Eukaryota; Viridiplantae; Streptophyta; Magnoliopsida; Rosales; Cannabaceae. The transcript is spliced from 2 exons.